This is a messenger RNA of Miscanthus lutarioriparius, 4041 nucleotides long. NCBI's taxonomy places the organism in Eukaryota, Viridiplantae, Streptophyta, Magnoliopsida, Poales, Poaceae. The record is from the annotation of a GenBank genome assembly.
AUGGCUGAACUAGCGGCCAGCCUGGUUGUUGGGCCGCUGGUGUCCCUGCUGAAGGACAAGGUGUCCAGCUACCUCCUGGACCAGUACAACGUGAUGGAGGGCAUGGAGAAGCAGCACAAGAUCCUCAAGCGCAAGUUGCCUGCCAUCCUCGACGUCAUGGCUGAUGCCGAGAAGCAGGCGUCUCGCCGAGGAGGAGUAAAGGCAUGGCUUGAGGAGCUCAAGACGGUGGCGUACGAGGCGAACGACGUCUUUGACGAGUUCGAGUACGAGGCGCUCCGCCGCCGAGCCAAGAAGAAUGGGCACAUCACCAAGCUCGGCAUGGCUGGAGUAAAACUCUUCCCUACUCACAACCGUGUCGCAUUCCGUAGCAGGAUGGGAAACAAGCUUGACAGCAUUGUUGAGGCCAUCAAGGUCCUUGUGGAGGAAAUGAAAGAUUUUGGAUUCGACAAGCUUCAGCCUGAGGCACCAGCAUGGAAGGAGUGGCGUCAGACACAUUCCAUUAUCGUCGACCCCGAAAAAAUUGUUAGCAGAUCUAGAGACAAGGAGAGGGAGAAAAUUAUUGAGGUGUUGCUCAGCCAUCAAGCUAGCAGUGGUGAUCUCUUAGUUCUUCCCAUCGUUGGAAUGGGAGGAUUGGGCAAGACCACCCUCGCUCAACUCAUCUACAACGACCCUCAGGUCAAGGAGCAUUUCCAGGUACUAAAGUGGGUGUGUGCCUCAGAUGAUUUCAAUGUCUGCAAUCUUGCCAACAAGAUAUGUAAUAAGUCAGAGUCAAUCCUGGAGGAGGCACUCAACAAGCUUAAGGAACAUCUUAGAGGAAAGAGGUAUCUUCUUGUAUUGGAUGAUGUAUGGAAUAAGGAUGUUGACAAAUGGGGAAAGUUGAAGGCAUGUCUUAAUCAAGGUGGUGUCGGUAGUGCCAUAUUGACGACGACUCGUGAUAAAGAAAUAGCUGAAUUCAUGGGUACAGUAGCUAACAACUCAUCAUGGAAAAAUAAAUACCAUGAUGUGGCAAUUUUGGACAUAGAAUUCAUACAUGAAAUUAUUGAAACAAGAGCUUUCGGUUUACAGAAGACUAAGCCAGAGGAGCUAGUUAAGUUGGUUGGCCCGAUUGCAGAGAGAUGUGUUGGAUCUCCAUUGGCAGCCAAAGCAUUGGGGUCUGUAUUGUGUAACAAGACCACUAAGGAAGAAUGGGAGGACAUAUUAAAUCGAAGCAGGAUAUGCGAUGACGAGACCGGGAUUUUACCUAUACUCAAGCUCAGCUAUAAUGACUUGCCAACUGACAUGAAGCAAUGCUUUGCCUUUUGUGCUAUGUAUCCAAAGGAUUAUCAAAUUGAUGUUGAAGAGCUUAUCCAACUAUGGAUGGCCAAUGGUUAUAUCUCAGAUCAAAACAAGGUACCUGCUGAAACCAUGGGUAAACGGAUUGUCAAUGAGAUGGUUUCAAGGUCAUUCUUCCAGUAUGAGGAGCAAAGAAGGAUUGGGUAUAGUUCUACAACUUUUGUGAAGAUCCAUGACCUCAUGCAUGAUGUUGCACUUUCUGCUUCAGAGAAGGAGUGUGUUUGUAUAAUUGACGAAUUCAUUCAAAGCGGUGAGAUGGUUCCUAGUGCUGCUCGGCAUAUACAAUUUCAAAGAAGCACAAACAAAAAGGAAUUAAACUUUUUACUUGGUUCUACGAAGGAGAAGUUUCCACCUAUACAAACAAUGAUGUUUCAAAAUAUAUUUUAUCACCCUGAAGAUCUGCUGCAUUCAUCAAAAUUUAGUUCUCUCCGAGCACUUUCUAUGCCAGUAUCAGGGGUUCAUUUGUCAAUAAAACCAAAGCACUUGUGCCACCUUAGGUACCUUGAUCUCUCAUAUAAUUAUGGCAUCGAAGCACUUCCAGAUGAUCUAAGCAUCCUAUAUAGUCUCCAGACACUAAAACUUUCUAAGUGCAGCAGUCUCAAAAGACUUCCUGAGCAAAUGAAGCACAUGAGUAGCCUUCGUCAUCUCUACACAGAUGGGUGCACGAUGCUGGAGUGCAUGCCUCCAGAGCUUGGACGAAUCACCUUGCUUCGAACAAUUACAUGGUUUGUAGUGGGAAGUGGCUUGAAUUGUAGCAGUCUUGGAGAGCUAAAGGAUUUAAAUAUUGGUGGUUCAUUAAUGCUAAAGCAGCUCGAAAAUGUGACAGUGAGAAGAAAUGCAAAAGCAGCCAACCUUGAGAAUAAGAAGGAUCUGAGACAACUGUCACUAGAGUGGACAAGUGGUAAGGAGGAUGAACAACAAUGUCAUGAGGUGCUACAGAGUCUCGAAGCUCAUGAUGGGCUGCUGGCUCUAGAAAUAAAUUCCUACCAAGGCACCAGUUUCCCAUCAUGGAUGGGUAUGUUGAAAAACAUGGUUGAGCUUCGGUUAUCUAAUUGUAGUAAAGCGGAUCAGCUUCCUGAAUUGGAACAGCUAGCAGAACUACAAGUCCUUCAUUUGAAAGGAUUGGGAAAAUUGCAAUUCCUGUGUAGCAGCUGUACAUCCUCCACAUUUGGAAAGCUUAAGGAUCUUAAGCUAGUUAAUCUUGAGGUUUUUGAUAGAUUUUGGGAGGCAACACAUGGAGGCACCGUAGCAUUUCCUCAGCUUGAGAUAUUGCACAUUGAAGGCUGUAAAAAUUUGGCAGCAUUACCAGAAGCUUCGGUGCUCAGAGAACAGUAUGGUGGUGGAGCUUAUACAGUGGCCCGCUAUGCUUUUCCAGAACUGAAGAAGCUCAGUUUGGAAGAUUUAUAUAGCUUUGAGAGAUGGGAGGCUGCCCUUGAAAUUGAAGAAGAACAUGCACUGUUCCCGUUGCUUGAGAUUCUUGUUAUCGAGAAAUGCCCAAAGUUAACAACUCUGCCUAGGGCACCAAAGGUCAAAAAACUAGUUUUGAGGGAAGUAAAUCAACAGAUUUCUCUAGGAGGAAUCAGAAAUAUGACGUCACUGUCCAGUUUGUCUUUGAAGGGCGUCAAGCUGGAUGAUAAGGAGGAAUGGGACCAUCCGUCGUCUGUGGUAGAUAUGGAACUAUACAGCUGCAGUUUGUUCUUCCAACCACGUGCACUAGCACUGUGGGUUUGCUACGGGCAGCUGCAGUAUCUGACAAUAGGUAACUGCGAUGAGCUUGUGUACUGGCCGGAGAAAGUAUUCCAAAGCUUGAUUUCCUUGCGGAGGCUACGGAUUUGGAGCUGUGAUAAUUUAAUUGGAUACGCAGCGGAAAAUGCUCCUGAGCAGGCAACAUCAGGAAGGAGCCAACUUUUGCCCCAUCUAGAGUCUCUGAAAAUAUCUUGGUGUGGAAGUCUGGUAGAGGUCUUCAACUCCCCUGCUCUCAAGACGAUGCGUGUUGAAGGAUGUUGUAAGCUUGAGUCCCUAUACGGCAGGCAACAGUUGAAUCAAGAGGCUAGUAGUACCCAUGACGUGGCAGCAUCCACACCUGUUGAGGAGAAGCUGUCACCAUCGGCGGACCCGGAUAAGCUCCUUCCAUCAUCUUUAGAAUCUCUAACAAUAUGGCACUGUCACGGGUUGUUAGAGGUUGCCAAUCUUCCCUCGUCCCUCAGGGAAAUAGAUAUUCAAAAUUGCUCCAAACUACGGUUCAUAUCAGGCCAGCUGGAUGCACUCAAAAAGCUGCAAAUUUGCAAGUGCCCAGAGUUGCGAUCACUAGAAUCAUUAUGCAUCACAGAUCUCUCAGCACUGGAAGUCCUCGAUCUGGACAAUUGCAAAAGCCUAGCAUCCUUGCCCAGUGGGCCAGAACCACAAGAAUACUCAUGUCUUCGUCGGCUUACAAUUUGGGGGUGCCCAGAGUUCGUUAGGUUGUGGAGGACCCACGACUGCAUGCAGGAGCUCGGCAUAUACAUGCUCUUCUUCGACAGAGCCGGGUACGGUGACAGCGACGCCAACCCGAAGCGCAGUCUCAAGAGCGACGCCAUGGACGUCGAGGAGCUCGCCGACGCGCUGCAGCUCGGGGACAAGUUCUACGUGGUAGGGUGCUCCAUGGGCGGCUACCCAGCGUGCAGGAUAGCAGCUAUUGCAGCUUGCACACCACCAUCUCCGUUCAUGUGA